AAACGUUCGUGGAUUGGAUGGUGCUUCGGGAGCCGCGACAGAGGACAAUCCGGAGACGAUCCGAAUCGAUCCGUCGCGAAAGAUGGUAGCACCGCAUCGUCCUCCGCUUCGCUCCACCUGAAGAGACUCGAGACUCUAGACUCCUUCCCGAAGAUAAGGAUACCGAUCUCACGGGCCGUCGGAUAUCACGGAUACGGCGCGAGCGGCGGCGGUCGCAGGUUGGAUGGUGCCGCGAGGAUUGAUCCUCGGCAGGACGACGACACGGGAGCCGGAGCCGGAGCAGCUACGCUUUUACGACUCACCGUCGCCGCCACUACGGAUGGACGCGAGUGUGUGUUGCUUGCCCGCCGGUGCCGCCGCGGCCGCCACGGGGGUCGUCCAGCAUCACCACCCUCAUCCGGCGUCGCUGCCCGGUCUGCCGUCCGCCGUCGGCGUCCAGCCGCCGACGAUACAGCCGCCCUACGUCGCCCAGUACGCCGCCGAUCAGAUAGUGCCCGAUCGGGCCCAGCCCGACGGGCCCCUCGCGGCCGCCCUCGCGGGAUGUAACGCCCAGGACGGCUGGCAGCAGAUCUCGUCGACGGCGCCCGUCACCGCCGCCGUCGCCACCACCACCGCGUACAUCGACUACUCGUGGCUGCAGAUGCAGCAGACGUCGGACCUGGACACCUUGCUGUGCAGGCAGGAUCUCGAUCGUUUGCAGAGGCUGGACGAGGAUGAAUCGGACGCGAGAGACGCGCGGGAGCCGUCGUCGGUGCACAUGGAGGAUUUCUUCGAGGUCGGCGGUCCUACGACGGUGUGCCGGCCACCGCAGACCAGCUUCGUCUCCGCCAGGGGUCAACCGACGGCCGCCGGUCAAGAUGACGACGUGUUCCUCAGGCCGCCGCUCUGGGAGGACAUCACGUCGAGUAUCCAGAAGCUGGACCCGGAGAACGCGGACAUGCUGGGCUCGCAGUCCCACGUGAAACUGGAGACGGACGAUGUGACGCCGCCGCCGGUCCUGUCUCCGGUGGAGAUCAAGACGGAGCCGUUACCGCCCCCGCCGACCUUGCACCUUCUCGAGGGACCGAAUCCCGCGCAGAAUCCCUUUCCGAAUCCCGCCAGUGUUCAACACGUUGUCCAUCAUCGAACGACGACGACGACGACGACGGCGCUCUUCAAGAACUUUCCCAACAACAACAAUAACAGCAAUAACAAUAAUAACAACAAUAACGGAACCGUUAAUAGUAAUGGGGCGAGCGGGAACGGCGGCAAUAACGGUAGCAACGCCAAUAACAACAAUGGUAACAACAAUAAUAGUAACAACGGUAAUGGUGACUCGUCGACGACGAGUCAUCAUCAGGCGAGUGGCAACGCGACGUCGCCGCUCUAUGGCUCGAUGACGAGGCUGAUGUAUAUUUCACCGCUGACGCCACCGAUCUCCGAUCCCGGCUCGCCCAUCGGUCCACCAAGACGGACGCCGCCACCCCCUUAUCCCCAGCCUGGCCCGAUCCUGAAUCCAGCCCACAGGAUCCAGUCAUCGUCGAUGUCGUCCAAAUUCAACAGGCGGAAUAACCCGGAGCUGGAGAAGCGCCGAGUUCACCAUUGCGAUUUCGUAGGUUGUACAAAGGUCUAUACGAAGAGCUCGCACUUGAAGGCUCAUCAGCGGAUACACACGGGCGAGAAACCGUAUCAGUGUCAAUGGCCGGAAUGCGAGUGGCGAUUCGCCAGGAGCGACGAAUUGACGCGGCAUUACCGCAAGCACACCGGGGCUAAGCCCUUUAAAUGCGCGGUCUGCGAGCGCUCGUUCGCCAGAAGCGAUCAUCUCGCGCUGCACAUGAAGCGGCACCUCCCGAAGCAGCACACCAAGUGAAGAGCGAAAGAGUGAGAGGCAAAAAGAGAGAAGAGCUCUUUUCUUUGCUUCCCGUUCGUUCUCGACUACCCGUGUUGGACGCGCGUUGCGCGGUUUUUCGCCAUUCGGGCUUUCGGAGGCGCGGAGCUUUCGAUUCGAAUCCGUCAAUCGGAGAACGUCGAGUGAUACGCACAGAAAUGCGUAGAAAUUACAUAAAGAGUAAACACUAUUUUUUCAAGUAUUAUUCUCUUGUCUCUAAAAACAGAACGAUAUCUAUGGCAUCAUAUCGCUAACAAAAAUUGCAUGUGUUUACAUUGUUAUCACACGCGGAUCUGUUUUCCCGUUUGUAAUCCCUUGAAAGAUUAUACAAGCUCAGUGAUUAUUUUAAAACUGAUCCUUACGAUCGUUGAAUCACGUUCGUUUAUGUGCAAUCAAAUUCUCGCUCUUGCGAUACGAUUCCGGCUUCGGGUCCCGAUCUCGUCUCGGUCCCGAUUCGCAAUAUACAAUAUACAUACAUCGACGGAGCAUCGAUCGGGGCUAUCUCUCGAAGCCGAGCCGUCUCGACUCUGAUUGCUUCGGUUUACGUUCAUAACUCUUCAGUUAACCGAUUAUGACGAAACACAUCCUCGGUGUGGGUGGCGAUCGCGAGGAUAUAUUUCGUCAUAGCGCUAUAUGCUCACUCACGGACACAAUCCGAGAGUGAGAGACAUUAUACGAUCUACGUGUAACUGUAGCGUCGACGAAUAAGCCCGGAGCCGAGUCGAGUCGUGCGCGACUAGAAAAGCGAAGCUGGUGCUCUCGCAAAAUAAAAGCAAAAACAUUUCGCAUUUUAACGAUCUUUUACGUCGAAACGUAUUUAUUUCGAAACAUUCGAAUCUGGACAUAACUAAGUUCAUCUCGAUGUUUGUGCAAUUUUUUCGAUCGAAUCGCUUAAAGAAUGUAACUCCGUACAUCUUCAAUUUCCUUUUUUCACUCUCUCUCUGUGCGUGUCGAGAGUCGCAUCUAUGAAAAGGCUAAAAACUCUUUUGAACCAAAAAAAGUGAGAGAAAGAGAAGAAACAUAUUUACAUUUACAGAUAAUAAUGUUUUAACUUGGAUCAUACGUAAUCAGAAAUUCUGCUAUCUUUAUCCGCAUAUUUUUCGCGAGGUUGUUUUUUCCGCUAAUCAAAAAAAUGUAUUUGACUCUUCUCC
Messenger RNA from Formica exsecta, 3018 nucleotides. Its product is annotated as Krueppel-like factor luna. NCBI's taxonomy places the organism in Eukaryota, Metazoa, Arthropoda, Insecta, Hymenoptera, Formicidae. The transcript has 4 exons. Bases 224 to 1849 code for a protein of 541 amino acids. The record is from RefSeq and is a predicted model, not a curated record. Gene Ontology annotation, molecular function: RNA polymerase II cis-regulatory region sequence-specific DNA binding; DNA-binding transcription factor activity, RNA polymerase II-specific. Gene Ontology annotation, biological process: regulation of transcription by RNA polymerase II.